Messenger RNA from Topomyia yanbarensis, 1346 nucleotides. RefSeq lists its product as uncharacterized. The record is from RefSeq and is a predicted model, not a curated record. NCBI's taxonomy places the organism in Eukaryota, Metazoa, Arthropoda, Insecta, Diptera, Culicidae. The transcript has 5 exons. The coding region runs from base 115 to 1272 and encodes 385 amino acids.
CGGUUCUGUAUCUGUGACCGUCAAGGUCUUAGAAUGAAAUAUUGAAUAAAAUUGUAUUGAGUAGUUUUUAAUUAGCCAUUACCACAAGUACAACAAGUGUUCAAAUCACAAAAAAUGAGUACAUUUUCGAAAAAAAUUGUUUGCUACAUUACGUUCCUCGUAGUUUGUAAUUUUGGAGUUCGAUUCGCGGAAGUGAUCGAAGUAAUGGACAACAACAGAACCUACCAACAAAAUUUUGACGGUUUGCCUGAUGACGGAGGAGGACCGGGAACGAGAAUCCUUUCACGGAAAAGACGUUUCGUAUCAUUCCCGGAAGGAAGCUCAUUCCAAGUUGUCUACGAUCAGACCAUCCCAGUGAUAGGCAGCACUCUCCUGUUUACCGUCGGUGUGACGGUUGCCGCGGCGUGGCAGCUUCCCAGUGUAUCCAACUUUGAAAUACUCCGACUACUGCAGGAAAAAAUCUCCGGUGGUUCACUUCUUCGCCGUACGGAUGAAAACGUCAACGAUACCACGCUGUACGAUACCAGCACCAGCGGCUACGACAAGGCUAGCUACGAUGCGUACUAUUACAGCAGUCGGCGUAAUCAGAGCUACUAUCCCAGCACCAGUGGGAAGCAAAACAUUUUCAGCUACUAUUACGACAGUCCAACGCGACAACAAUCGAACAAUGGUCGAAUAAAAUAUUAUACCAGUGAAAAGGAAUACGCUGGUGAUGUAAAUGACAAGUAUCGGACCAAGUGGAAGCAACCGAGCAGCAGUAGUGGCUAUGCUAAUUUCCCCCCUAACUAUGUAACUGCACCCAACGGAUCCCAGAAAAAUUGGGGCAAUCUUGUUACCAGCUAUCUACAAGACUGGGUUCGCCGGCAUCCUCCAAAUUACCCAAUGCACAGAAAACGGUUCUAUCCCGUGUUUGGCAAACGAAGCAUUGACGAGCAUACACAUCCGGAAGACAAAUUCUUUCUGGAUCAUCAUCGAUCAACGCGGCACAAACUGUAUCGGAAAAUCGAAACGUUUUUGGAUGCGAAAGGCAAACAUGGUCAUCACUGUGUGUUACGGGCCCUAUGUGAAUGUGGCCAAAAAAGGGACGGUGUGCAGCCGGAAUCUUUCCUCCGUGAAAUCCUGAAGGCUGUUUUCAGCUUACCAACUACACAUGAAGACCCGGUCGAUUACACGCAUCGAACGUAUGACGAGGCUCAUGCACAUACUGGAGAUUGUGCAAAACGGUAUCCUUUUUGCAAGGACAGUAUCUGGUCCGAGGAUUUUAUAUUCUGAGACUCACUGAAAGAAAUUAACGUGGCUUUUCCUCUCAGUAGAUUAAAUGGUUAUAUAUGUUGUGGCGAUCAAAA